AUGCACUACAUUCUGGCUCUCCUGGCUAUCCCUUUCGUGGCAGCCACCACGCUGACCGCACCGAUGUCUGCCGCCUCAUGCAGCUCCUCGGGCAACAAGCAAGUCUGCUGUGACGGCGUCGCUAACUGCCUUGUUCAAGUCAUCGGCGAUACCUGCAGUGCUAAUGCUUAUUGCUGCAAGACUGAUGCCGAAUCGGGCAAUGGGAUCAACCUUGACCUCCUGAACUGCGUCAAGUUGCUUUAA
This is a messenger RNA of Penicillium riverlandense, 243 nucleotides long. RefSeq lists its product as uncharacterized. Bases 1 to 243 code for a protein of 80 amino acids. The transcript has 2 exons. Lineage: Eukaryota; Fungi; Ascomycota; Eurotiomycetes; Eurotiales; Aspergillaceae. The record is from RefSeq and is a predicted model, not a curated record.